UUUCAAAAGAAACCUGCAUAUAUUUUACAUGAAUUGUUCAUGCAAGUUCCACAGAAAAUUCAUACACACACACUUUUUAUUAUUACAGAAUUUUCCAAUUUAAUAUUAAUAAUCAAAGGUAAAAUAAAAUAAAAUAAAAAAACCCCAAAAAGCCUUACAAUACAAGCACUCCAAAAAACAGAGACAGAAAGAACACUAUACAAUUAGCUCCCUCCCAUUCUUGCCUUUUCUUUUCUUCCCUUUCUUCCUUUCUUUAUUUCUUUCUUUCUUUCUUUCUUUCUUUCUCAUUAGAUCAAAUUCAAAAAAUAACAAACACUUCUCUCUCUUCACUACCAAUAAAAUCCUCUCUCUCUCUUUCUAUCUCUAAAACCUUCCAUUUAUAAAUCUUUCUUACACAUAUUUAUACACAGAGUCUUCUUUCUUUAUAUUGUAACUUACAUAGAGAAAAAUUAGAAAAAAAGAAAAAGAAAAGAAAAGAAAAGAGAGAGUUUGUUUGCUUAGUGAACAAAGAUGAGCAAUAUUGGGGUUAGGGCUUCAAUUCCAAGCAACGUUAGAAAGACGAUCCAAGAUAUAAAGGAGAUCACAGGUAACCAUAGUGAAGAAGAGAUUUAUGCAAUGCUCAGAGAUUGCUCUAUGGAUCCUAAUGAAACCGCUCAAAAGCUUCUUCUUCAGGAUACAUUUCAUGAAGUCAAAAGGAAGCGUGAAAGGAGAAAAGAGAGUUUGAACAACAGAGAAUCAGGAGAUUCUCGCUGGAAAGCUGGCACACAGGGACGGGGGAGGGGUGGCCGGGUGAAUUUUCCAUCCCGUUACACAUCACAUGAUGCUGGUGGUGGCAGGAUAUCUGGCCCUGCAAGGGACAAUGGAAGCAACCAAACUGCAGAGAAGGGAGCUGGCACUUCUCUGCCAGCCUCUCAAGAGAAAAGUAAAGAAACAAGUCCAUCAGCAAGCUUUGUGGGUGCUUCGGCCAGUGGUGCUGCUGGUGAAGCUUCUGGAAGCACCAGUGCAAUGCGUGCAUCCAAUUUAUCUGCAGGAGGUAGUGUAAGUCAAAAUGAAGAGACUUCAUCAAAUAUCAUUGUCGAUAAGUUGGGAAGUACAAUGUCACCUAGUGAUGCUGACAAAACCCCCUCUAUCACAUUUGGAACUGGGGAUGCACAUGGGGAACCAAUUCCAAGCUCUAGUAACUCCUCAGAGUCAGUGGCUCCUGCAUCAUCAUCAACAGUUUGUUUCUCGUCAUCUGAUCCUGUUCUUGUUCCAUCUAAUGAUUCAUGGCACCCUGGUAAUAUGGGCACCAUUAAACGUGAAGUGGGGGGCCAUCGAACUACCGUUGAAUUAAAUGCAAUUACUUCUUCUGAGAAAUCAGCUCCUGAGUCCGCUACUCUUCUGCAAGGGAAGGUGCCAAGUAAAUCCCAGGUCGGGAAGGGUCUGCAAAAUGAGGCUUCCCAACACUCAUCUGCAUCAAUCCACAGUGGUUCUUCUGGUAGUAGGCCUUCCUCUAACUACAGUAGUAGGUCGCAGCAAGCAACUGGUCUGCAGAAGGCUGGUUCUACUAAGGAGUGGAAACCAAAGCCAGCAAGCACAAACGUGCUUCAAGUGUCUGGAGCAGCUGGUUCAUCUGAUGUGCCUGAUAUUCCAGUUGAAGCCACUAUCCAAUCACAGCCUCUAUCAAAAGCCCUUGAUUCAGAAGAGGCCACCUCUAAGCUGCAGAAGAAGUUGGAGGAGUUGCAUUUUCCUCAGCGUCAGCAUGUUAUUAUUCCGAACCAUAUUCAUGUUCCUGAAUCUGAAAGAACAAAAUUGAGUUUUGGAAGUUUCGAUGCUAGUUUUGGAAUAACAACAAGCCUUGUUGGUGGUCCAGGGAGUGACAAGAGUUCUACACCUUUGUCUGAAACCUCUGAGGGUAUUGAUGAAACUGUGGAGGAGCAUGCUGCGAGCAAUCAAGAUACAAUGGAGACAGUUGAGGAGGGAGCAUAUCCUGAUCAUCCAGAGUCACCUUCCCAUGUGUCUGGAAACUUAUCUACUGAGGGUGAUGUCUCAUCUAGUGCAGUUCCUGACUAUAGUGAGUCCAAGCAAGAGACUGCAUUGAUGUCUGGGGGCCAGCAAUACUCAGUGGUGCAUACUACUCCGAACUACAGUUUUGGCUUUGUUCCUCCUGUGCUGAGUAGCCAGAUUGCAACAUUUGAAAACUCUGAAUCUCAACAGCGCGAUGUUUCUCGUCUUCCUAGUUUUGUCGUUCAACAAUCUGUUGAUCCUACAAGCUACUAUGCUCAAUUCUAUCGUUCAGGUGCGGAUACUGAUGGCCGUAUUUCUCCAUUUCCUUCACCUCCAAUUGCUGCUAAAUACAAUGGAAAUGUUGCAGUGUUGCCUCCACAUACUUCUCAGUCUGCCCAAGAGGGUGGAAAUUCUUUAGUUUUGUCAACAGCCGGUCCAACUCCUCUAGUGACUCAAGCUGCUGGGCUCAUGCAAAGCUCAAUACCUGUCACUCAGCAAGCACUCCCUGUCUUCCGCCCACCAACUGGGUUGCAUAUACCCCAUUAUCCUCCAAAUUACAUUCCUUAUGGUCAUUAUUUCUCCCCAUUCUAUGUUCCACCUCCAGGCAUCCACCAGUUUCUAAGUAAUGGUGCAUUUCCCCAGCAACCUCAAGCUGGGAGUGUGUAUCCAGCUCCACAGGCUGCAGCUGCCAUGGGGGUCAAAUACUCGCUUCCACAAUACAAACCUGGAAGUAAUACAGGAAACUCAACUCAUAUGGGAAUGCCAAGUGGCUAUGGGCCAUAUGGCUCUUCUCCAGCUGGUUAUAAUCCCAGUUCCACAGCAGCAGGAGGAAAUUCUACCACAGAUGAGGAUCUUGGCAGUUCCCAAUUUAAGGAUAAUGUCUACAUCACCGGGCAGCAGAGUGAUGGCUCAGCUGUGUGGAUUGCUGCUCCUGGUCGAGAUAUAUCUAGCUUGCCAGCAAGUUCCUUUUACAGCCUUCCUCCUCAAGGUCAGCAUGUAACUUUCACUCCAGCACAAGCUGGGCAUGGCACCUUUGCCAAUAUCUAUCAGCCUGCACAAGCAGUAACUGCGGCAGCUGUUCACCCGCUUCUGCAACAGUCUCAACCCAUGGCUGGAGCAGUUGAUUUGGUGGGUCCUGCAGCUAGUGUUUACCAGCAGCCUCAGCAUCAACAGAUAAACUGGCCUAGUAACUAUUGAAAGAUGGAAUGAUUUUUGUUUUUGUACACCAAGAAAACAAGUUCAGUCUUGGGUAAUUUUUGGGAACUCCAAGAAGUUUGGAAUAGGGGGACAGAAAGAAGAUACAAACACUGGCAGGAUCUGGAUUACGAAACUAGAGGAAGAGUCUUGGGAAAAAUUUGCCAGUGGUAUCUUAUAAUUGCUUGGGUCGGGGGCAUAAAAAAGCAGUUCACCUGUAACUGAUAUUGACCAUUUUAAGUUAGUCAAGGUAGGCAUGUGCAGUAUUCUCAUUUCUUCUUGCUGCCAUAUGGUGUUACAGUCUUCCAUUUCAUAGUCUAAAGCCUUAUUCUCCUCUUUUUUCCUCUAAAAGUCUUUGAACUAGGUUUAUAUUGUUGAGUGGUGAGAAUCUUUUUCAUUCUUUUUGACUUGAGGUUUUCUAGGUUUCUGGAAAGUAAGAUAUAGGUUGCUGGAGAAUUUUUCUAAUUCCUUUUUUCGAUUGUUAUUCCGCUACCUGUAAAGUGAAUUUUUGAUAGCGAGGGAAAGGAUGUACGUAACUGUUGUAAUUGGUAAAAGCGAAAGUGAACAUUUUAAUUGUUUA
This is a messenger RNA of Ricinus communis (castor bean), 3760 nucleotides long. RefSeq names its product GBF-interacting protein 1-like. The record is from RefSeq and is a predicted model, not a curated record. The transcript has 11 exons. NCBI's taxonomy places the organism in Eukaryota, Viridiplantae, Streptophyta, Magnoliopsida, Malpighiales, Euphorbiaceae. Bases 511 to 3183 code for a protein of 890 amino acids.